UACAACGCCAUCGUUUAAGGCGGGGCAAACAACGGAAACUCCAAAGUCAUAUGAUCGAUCUGCAAUUCAUUUAGGACACAGCCAUCUCUGUUCGUUACAAGGAUGGCCAGCCAAACGCAAGGUAUUCAACAGCUUCUGGCAGCUGAAAAAAGAGCUGCGGAAAAGGUUGCAGAAGCUAGAAAACGUAAGGCACGCAGAUUGAAGCAAGCGAAGGAGGAAGCACAGGAUGAAAUUGAGAAAUAUAGGCAAGAACGAGAAAGACAAUUCCGUGAAUUUGAAGCAAAGCACAUGGGAUCGAAAGAGGAUGUAGCAGCACGUAUAGAAGCUGAUACAAAAUUAAAAACAGAGGAAAUGAGUCAGACCAUCUGUAUGCAUAAAGAUUCCGUUGUGUGUACGAUCUUGGACUUGGUGUACGACAUUAAACCAGAAUUGCACAAGAACUAUCGUAUCGAAAUUUAAGUUAGAAGAAUCGUAUCGAUCGAUUAUAAAUAUUGCAUCUUAUAUUAUAAAUGUACAUUAGGUACUUUCCUUUAUCAUAUCUUAAUACGUAUCGAUUGUUGUUACAUUAUAAUCUUAUUGGAGAAUGUAUAUACCUUUUAAUCGUAGAUGGUGAUAUAUAUUGAAAUUAUUAGAAUUUUCUCUGCAGUUGCUAUAUGACAAUAAAUGUAAUUGUAUUUAUGCUGAGCUUUUACCACCAUUAUUGGAGAGUUGAAGGUCAUAGUAGCACUAAACAAGUUAUCGUCAUUGUGAUAUAUCAAGGCCUAGAUAUAUUAAGAUGACGUGUAAAUGUUAAAGCUUAGGGUGAUGGAGAAAAAGUUAUGUGUCAUUAUAGCAUAUAUCGUUAGAUGUCAUUCCAUAAUUCUGUUACAUCGAGGACAAGAUGCAUGUUAAAGGAUGUACAACUUCUAAAGAAUCACGAAUAAGCUCCUAAUCCGAUGGUUCUCACGACGAUGUACAUAAAUGCGUAUUACUUGUUUUGUCUAUUUUGUUUUGUUAAGUCAUAGGAGGGAAUGAAGUUACAUUUGAUGUAUAAACCCUGUCUCUGUAUGCUGCUGGUUCAUCUGUACAGUAUUAAUGUUUGAAAAUAAAAACCGUGAACGUGUAA
Frieseomelitta varia is the source of this 1105-nucleotide messenger RNA. RefSeq names its product V-type proton ATPase subunit G (gene Vha13). The record is from RefSeq and is a predicted model, not a curated record. The coding region runs from base 103 to 459 and encodes 118 amino acids. Gene Ontology annotation, molecular function: proton-transporting ATPase activity, rotational mechanism. NCBI's taxonomy places the organism in Eukaryota, Metazoa, Arthropoda, Insecta, Hymenoptera, Apidae. Gene Ontology annotation, biological process: proton transmembrane transport. Gene Ontology annotation, cellular component: vacuolar proton-transporting V-type ATPase complex. The transcript is spliced from 4 exons.